Syngnathus typhle (broad-nosed pipefish) is the source of this 1034-nucleotide messenger RNA. RefSeq names its product zinc finger, CCHC domain containing 9 (gene zcchc9). NCBI's taxonomy places the organism in Eukaryota, Metazoa, Chordata, Actinopteri, Syngnathiformes, Syngnathidae. The coding region runs from base 179 to 952 and encodes 257 amino acids. The transcript is spliced from 6 exons. Gene Ontology annotation, molecular function: nucleic acid binding; zinc ion binding. The record is from RefSeq and is a predicted model, not a curated record.
UAAGUAUGAUUGGUAUCGCCCAUCCCUAGCAUCAAGUACUCCGAAGCAGAGGGUGGCGCCAGAGUGCAAUUUGGUCUUUAAGAGAAGCAACGAAACACUGAUCCAGGUUCCGGGGAAAACAGCAACACAUGGAUGACGUUUCAACUUCUCAAGACCCUUGCACUCUGACGAGGUCAUCAUGACGAGGUGGGCGCGGGCCAACAACGUCCACAAGCACAAGGCCGCCGAGGCCACGCCCUGGAGUCGGCUGCGGGCCGGAGCAAGAGGAGAAGAACCUCAGAGGAGCCACGCUCGAGGAAUGCAACCGGGCGGCUCGGCGGUGAAGAAGGCCAACAAGAAGAAGAAGGAAUACACGGACCAGGAUGUCAAUGGCUUCCUGGCCUUUCUGCAGCAGGGCGGGCAAACGACGGCGGCGACAACGCACGGGCAGCAGGAGCUGCGGCAAGAGGUGGAGGUGGCCUUGAAGAAGGACCAGAGGAGAGAAAGCAGGAGGCUCAAGAGGCAGGCAGACAAGAAGAACAGAAUGCUGUGCUUCAACUGCAGGAAGCCCGGCCACGGCCUGGCCGACUGUCCAGAGGCAGAGGGCGACCGGGAGAUGGGUAGCGACAUCUGCUACCGAUGCGGUUCCACCGAGCACGAAAUCCACCGCUGCCGGGCCAAAGUGGACCCCGCCGUCGGUGCCUACCCGUACGCCAAGUGCUUCAUCUGUGGUCAGACGGGACAUUUGUCACGCUCCUGCCAGGACAACCCCAAAGGCCUCUACGCUCAAGGAGGGAGCUGUCGAGUCUGCGGAUCUGUGGAACAUUUCCAGAAGGACUGUCCCGAACAUCAAGCCUCCAGUCAUAACGUGACGUUGAGCUGGUUGUCCAACAACAUGAGCGCCGACCAUGAGGACGUCCACGUUCCCGUGGUCAAGAGCGAACCCAAGCGCCACAAAGUGGUGGUCUUCUGAACUUGUUGCCGCUGCAACCCUUUUGCCUCUUUCCAAAAUCAUUUUGUUCGCUUUUGUUAUGCUAGUAAAUCAAUCAAAAGAC